UGCAUUAUUUUUGGCCUUGAUAUAAAACCACUGAUCCGGCUCUGCUCGAUACCCUUUGACCUCGUCGUAGAUUAAAGGGUUCCUUUGCUGAGAGUGACCGCUGACAGCUAAGAGUGACCGUCAUCGUUGAUCCAUUGCCCUCAACCUUCACAGAGCAGUAUCACCACAUCACCUACACACACACAAUCACCACAUCUUCAUCUAUUUAUCAAAUUUCAUUUUAUAUAUAAGAUUAUAUUAGGUUGUCUUAGAUUAGUUUACGUUACAUUAGGUGGUUUAGGUUUAGGUCAGUUUUACAAGCAUUUCUCGUUGUUUUUCUCGUUUUUAUCUUCUAUCAGCAGGAUGCCAAGGAAGUCGAGGCGGUCUGUGGUGUUGAAGCAGCGCUGGAGGAAGCUCAACCUGGAGGAGCUGAGGUCUUCCCCCACCCCCCCGGAGACGGUGUCCCCCCCGGCUGGAGAGGAGCCUUCCAGAGGGUCAAGGACCAAGAGGACCAGGGAGACCCACCCCCCCUGCUCCCGAGCUCCAGUCGGCAACGCAGUUGGAUCUUCACCCCCAGCUAAGCCCUUCUGGAGCCCGGAGGAUGUGCAAGUUCGUGCACGCCGCGGUACCGGUUACCGCCAUCCGGUGGAGACGUGGCCAACUUCGAAGCUCACUGGACGGAGCCACAAGUUGGUCAUCCCACCCAAGUCUCCUGGCAAGCAGUUUGUUCUGAUUGUCGGGGACUCCCAUCUCCGGGCCCUCGUGGACCGUUUCGCCAAGAUGCCAGAAGGGAAGUUUUCUUUUGGUAUCAUGUCGACCCCUGGGGCCCAUGCUGCUCAGCUGCGCACUGAGUUCCUACAUGCAGAGGUUCCUCAAUCCCCUGAUGCUGUUUGUGUUCUUGCUCCUAGCAACAACCUGACUACGAGCAGGACCGUCGACGAGGCAGCCGUCGACUACGCCCGAUUCCUCACUGCUGUGAGGAGCCGCUGGUCGAAGGAGCCGCUGGCCGGAGGUCUUUGUGGUGGACUUCCCCCCCCCCGCCUGAAUGUGGAUGAGGAGCACCAGAGGGCCCUUCGCCACGCGUACCAUCACGUGACAGCUCAUAUGGGUUUGAGGUACUUCUCUGCGGAGGAGUACUUCCCCCGUACGCGCUUGGAUCUGUGGAGCAGAGACGGCGUUCACCUGAGCGACCGUGAGGGUAUGGGGAUCCUCACCCAGCUGCUGUGGGCCUCCACGGAGCAGUUCCUCGAGACACCACCACCACCUCCCCCUCCCCUGGUGUCUCCUACCCCUUCACAGCCGCUUAGGAAGGUUUCUCCUAAGCUGGUUGUGAAGGGAGAGGUACGUGCUCCUCUGUCUCCUGACCCCUUCCAGUGGAAGGUCGUUGGUCAGAGCAGCAAGCCACAGGUUCCUGGUCCAGCCAGCAUGGCUCAGCAGCAGGAGAAGGAGUCCUUCCUUCCACUGAACCCACGGUGGUUCAGUAGCACGACCCUUUGUGCUAUGGAGGAAGUGUCUCCUUCUCAGCCUUCUGACGUGGUGGACGUCCCAUCUCUUCCAGCGCGCAAGAAGGUGGCCUCCCCAGCGGCAGCCAGGCGUCAUAGGACCACGGAGAGACACCCCCCCCCGCACCCAAACUUCAGUGACCAACCAGCUGGUUGGAUCCCCUCCAGUCAGGUUGUCCUGUAGUUUGGGUGAUCCGGCGACCCCCUGCUGUUCACUGGUUGCGAAGGUGGCCAGGAUGAAGACCCCUUCACCGGCUGGACCAUCCCAGACCAUUAAAGCUGCCUGUCACUCUCCUCGCCCAGUUAAGACCAUCGGGACACCAGUUCCCUCAUUGUCCUGCUGGCACUGGAUUAUCGAUGACGGACUUGCCACCUCUCAUUCCCCUUCCAAAGAGUGACUGCUCUAACCCUUGCUCUGUGCCACAAGAAAGACUGCAUGAGUGGAUAUGCCACACAUGGAUGAGAUCAUGUGUCAAAAGGGGGAAUGAUGAGUGAGAUACAAAGAUAUUGGUUCACAAAGGGCUUCUCAGCCUUCUCCCAAACUUUUUGCAAAAGGUGUGUGAUCUGUGCCACAAACAAUGCAGGGGGAGGUCUUCGGACGCAACAGGGUGCCCAUCCACCCCCUGAAAGAUCAUUCAAUCAUUUACAAAUGGAUUUCAUUGAACUAACACCUAGUGAGGGAAAGAAAUACUGUCUCGUGGUGGUCGACAUGUUUUCUAAGUGGGUGGAAGCUUUCCCUACAUCCAAACAGGAUGCGGCAGCAGUUGCAAAAGCUUUAAUCACAGAAAUCAUCCCACGUUGGGGAAUUCCAGCUAAAAUAUCCAGUGAUAAUGGCACACCUUUUGUAAAUACAGCCCUGAAAACUGUGGGGGACUACUUAGGUAUUAACCUUAAACAGCACUGCCACCACCCAGCAAGCGGAGGUGCCGUAGAAAGAGAAAAUGGCACCCUGAAAAACAAGCUUGCUAAAUGUUGCGAAGAAACAGGUCUGUCAUGGACCAAAGCCUUGCCAACCGUCCUCAUGCACAUGAGGGCUAGAAUCAGAGCUAAAAACAACCUUAGCCCUUUUGAAAUCUUGUUUGGUCAACCUCUGCACACCGGGAUUGGGCCCGGCACGAGACAGCUCCCAGGGACAGGUCAGUGUGAGGAUGAAAUGUUGCGUUAUUGUGCAAACCUGUCCUCUGUUCUUUCUGAUAUUCACAAACAG
Molecule: messenger RNA, 2688 nt
Organism: Acanthopagrus latus (yellowfin seabream)
Lineage: Eukaryota; Metazoa; Chordata; Actinopteri; Spariformes; Sparidae
Exons: 17
Coding region: 343-1665 (440 amino acids)
Source: RefSeq, a predicted model, not a curated record